Molecule: messenger RNA, 5727 nt
Organism: Lineus longissimus
Lineage: Eukaryota; Metazoa; Nemertea; Pilidiophora; Heteronemertea; Lineidae
Exons: 6
Coding region: 520-2181 (553 amino acids)
Source: RefSeq, a predicted model, not a curated record
AGCCGUCGUUUCGGCCUCAAAGGGUGUUUACAGUAUUCGUGGUACUAUUAGUAAGCACACUGCAGUAUUCGUAUGAGUUGUCUGAAGAAGACACCAUAAAUAUACGAAAACGUAUUCUCGCUAUGCUUGGAUAUCGUGGUUGGGCCUUGCUGUCUGACAUGUCUGAGGUCAGGCUUUUGUGCGUACAUUCGUCUGGCAUGUCUGCAGUGCUCUAGUCUAGACCGCUGGUAUCAGUAGGGCAUUCCAACUGGAUAUACACAUUAUAUUUACCACGGUUCUCUUGAGAAAUACAUUUGCACGAAAUCAUACCGUUUCUACGCAAUGGGUUUUAUGUUAUUGCCCAAUCAAGAAGGAGCGGGGAGUUGUACCUGGUUUUCCCGAUUCAGCGUGUGAUGGACAUCCGGGUUACACCAUAUUGGAUUGGAUGGAGUUACCAAGCGGUGUAUAGAUGAUUGCAACACGAAUGUUACAUCCCCGGUAUUUAUAAGUGGAUGCAGGGAUUGUAAGAGCAGUGCAAAGAUGGAGAGGGGAUACGCGGAGCUAUUUCUUGCUGCCCUUUUCCUCUUGGCUGCAGCAAACCAUGCAUCCGCCUCGAUCCGCCAAAACGAAACAUGUGGGACAAAUCUGAGACUAGACUGUGGAAACGCUCCCAUUUUCAUCAUCACUGUCUCCUCCACAGACAGGUUAACUGAUAACUGCCGUGCAGGGAAUGUAGGUACCCAGAAGGUCACCAUAGACCAGGUCCGACAGGAAUGUGAGGGGAAGAUGGAAUGUGAUAUUGCGACCAACUUCUCAGUAGAAGACAUGAGACAUCUGGCUGUGCAUUAUUAUUGUGGUCAAAGCAAUGACAUCUGCUCCGACGUCACAAUACAGGCCGAAAAGUCCACAUUCAAUCUUCUUGAUCAGGCAGGCAUUGCUGGUCCCUCAAGGUGCAGCUGUGAAGCGGCGGUACCACCUGGAACUGUGGUUUCAGUUAAAAUUUUAGCUCACAAUUUCAGAAGCCCGGGAACUGUGUUGGCACUAAAAUGGCGUGAUGACGCCACUUUUUCUAUUGGCCCGUCAACACAGGUUGGGACCACCCCUUACAAACACAAUGUUACAGAUAAGUUUAAGGUGGAUUACAAGACAGAAAGUGGGAACAAUGAACUGCUGUUCUAUUAUGAAGCGGAUGUGCCAAUCAAGAUGAUAUGUAAUAAUGGGAGUGAAAUAGUGCUAGCGCCAACACGUGGACCAAGGCCUGGCACCGGGUCGGGUUCGACGCAAGGGGAAGAAACGUCUACAUCUGGACUUGGGAAGGAGGAAGAAGGAAAGCUUCCAAUCGGCGUCAUUGUUGGUAUAGUGCUCGCGGUGAUCAUUGUCGCUGUUUUGGUGUUUCUGAUCGUAUUUUUUGUCAUAAAAAGGAGGAGAAACCCUCCGCAAUCAGGGCAACAAAAUGGCUCUGAAAAUGGGAAAGACGAUGUCGAGGCGGUGUACGAGACCUUGACAAAGAAAAAAACGGAGUCGUUGGAACAGAAUGUCGGGGGUGGUCAGGGCGAACCAGUAUCCGUGAAAGGGGGUCAAGAUACAGCGGUGAACGACGGACCUGAUUCUAAACAAGGUGAAGAAAAGCGUGACAGUGUGGAGUUGCCUAAAAGUCCGAAACGUGAGAGUAUAGAACUACCUAAAACCCCGAGGGGUACAGAAGAACCUGGUUCUGGACCGAAACACACAAGCUUUCGUGUCAGUGAUUCUGAUGCUGGUGGAGACUAUAGUGUUAUUGUAGAAGACGAAUCGACAGAUGAUUCCAAUGAUAAAAAAGGCUUUCUGGGAUGGUUCGGUAAAAAGUUCAAAACUGGUGCGAAACGAAAGGAAUCAGACCUGGACAAGCAGGAGAUUGUGAAGUCUAAGAGGGAGGGUUCUGGAGGGAGUGAGCGGGGCCAGAAGGGUUCAAGUGACGUGCCGGAGGGUGAUUAUGAUCGUCUGAACAAGCCGCUACUCACAAAACCGGCCGAGUUCAUGCCAAAAUCACCAGUUAGUCCUACUUAUGAUCAUGUCGAUCCAAAUACUGACAGUGUGAAAUCAAAUGAUUCUAAGUUCAAUUAUGAAGAUAGCACUCAGAGCGGGGAAGUUGGCAAUGUUUAUGAGGUGUUUCCGCAUAAGAUACUUCCUUCUGCGAAGUUGGCUAAAGCACAGCGUGUCUAGUGAUAUAGUGUUGGAUAUUAGCUGGGAAUUCGCCAUUGCAACACGAUGCGCUGUGGUCAGCCUGUUUCUCGUCACCACCAGUCAACCAGAGGUUCCAGAGACUGCAUGUGCGUUCAAAUAACGGAAUCGGUGUCUACAGGGCAGCGGCUGACCACCACACCAUGAACAAGUCCCAUCCGUGGAUUCAAAUGGUCGACAGAGUGUCACAUUUAUCAAUGCCGCUGCCCCCCCCCCCCCCCCCCAUUAGUUGGGAAUGCUGAACUACAGAUCAGCACGCGUUUCCUCCACUUAAGGAUGUUCCUCCACUUGAUUGCUGUCUAUCGUAUGACCAGUGAGUGACCAGCGACCAGUGGCGAUAGAACUUCAUGAAAGAUGAACAAGCAGAGGAUAGGUUACAUGUACUCUCCUUGUAGGACUCGAGUAGACAUGGUAGAGACGAAUCUACAUUCGUCUUCAUCGUCAUCAUGUACUCCAGCCAUGCGGCGAGUGGUGCGAUCCGACACAUUGACACUUCCUCCUCUUCCACAAGGUAUAUCAAGUCUGCGGUACUUGGUCCCGUCCAGUCUUCGACAUCGUCCAGUCAGACCCACUUCGGUUGACCACAUCUACGGCUGCUGUCCGCUGUGGCCUGCUGGCUGCUGUUCGCUAGGGUUCCCUUAACCAAUACUAUGACCAUCCUCAUUACGGAUUAUCCAUGUUGAACAUAUUUUUAUAAUCUCAUAUGAAACGUGCCAGUAUGAUAACGGAGGACAGAAAUCUGUGGAUUGUUAUGACUCUGGAGGACAUAUUCUAACUACAGUGAACGGGAGAGUAAAUGGUUAAACUAUCAUAUACAUGUAUAAUCAUUCAUAAACCAUUUAAUUAUAACUAGAUGUAUUGGUUGUCACCAACCGUUUGGAGAGACAACUUACACCCACAGUGGUACAUGAGGUAUCAAUCGCUAUUUUAAAACACCCCAGACUUGAUAUAUUUUAGGCAUAAUACACCGGGAAUCGGAUUAAAUACACCCAUUUUUUAGGCAUAAUACACCGGGAAUCGGCUUAAAUAGACCCAUUUAUACACCCAUUUUAUACUUGAUAUAUUUUAGGCAUAAUACACCGGGAAUCGGCUUAAAUACACCCAUUUUAUACCAUCCCAAGUGGUCAUGGUUGUCUUACCAAACAUAUGUAGUCAAAACGAGGAUGAUGCGUAAUCCUUUGAAACAUUUUAACCAUGUGAAGGUGUUUUAGAAUUAGCAUCUUUCAUUUUAGUGGUACCAGAGGUAAAUGACUGUCUGUGUUUCAGUUGUCUCUCUAGUCAGUCAAUGAACGACUGUUAGAUGUUCAAAUCUUCUUUAUUCAAUGAUAUAUUUACAAUAAGUAAAUCACCGCUAGGUGGAGACGUCUAUACUCUCGAAUAUCGAAGAGUGCUUCCGUGGGACGUUUAUACUAGUAAUUACAACAAUAGAGGGUGUAUUCGAAAAAGAGGGUUUCAUACUGGGAAGACAUCUCGUUCAUUUUGGCAAUUGUUCCCAAUGCAUUACCGUUUGUGAGCUGUUCAUGAAAUACUCAUAUGCUUUGUAAUGUAUAUACAACUGCGCACUGUAAUUUAUAUCAAACACUCACUGUACAUAUUUUAGCCCGGAACGAAUGGUUUUACAAUUGAAUAAUGAUUUUCAAGAAUGAGCAUUUGCAAGGGCGGAUCCGGGAUUCAGGGAAAGCCCUUGGCACUCGACACUUGAUAUCCCCGCCAAUUUCAUCGUUUGUUUCACAGUUUAUGCAAUCAGUGAUCAAUUCAUAUGGGGUCACAGUGUUGUGUUAUUGUCAAUGAAUGAUUCGUAACACAUACGACAUUCCCUGUACUUGACGGAGACGGGCCUGCUUUAGCAGAAAGAGCCGAAAUCUCACGCAGACUGAAAUUAUCUUCUUGAACUUGAAUGAUCACGGCAAUUUAGUUUUCAAGAUGCCAAACGUUCUUAAUGAAGAUUCCAGAUACAAAUAAAUGUAUUGCACAAUCCCGAUGAUGUAUAUGAAUUACUAACUAAGAUCUAAAACAUGAUUUAAAUAUGAUAUGUAGCAGAUAGCAAGUCUUAGAAUUUCAAUUUUCGAUAACUUCUUGUCUGGUGGUAAAGUUGGCAAAAGUUUUCUUAAUUCUGCAAACGCCACAUUGAAUGCUUCCACCCUUAUCCGUUCUCGCGUGGCGUGAGCCGUUCUGUAUUUUUGAGUCGCUCGCCUUCUUCUUCUUCGUUCCUCCCGCGUCAAAUUCUGAUUUUCUUGGUUCCCACGACGCCCUCUUGUGGCGUCUCUAGAUAACAUAUCGUCUUUGUCGUCUGCUGCGAGAUUCGUCAUGUUUUCUAAGCUCCCUCUUACGUUGAAACUAGAAACACAUGCAGUGUGCAUCACUUUAGAAUUAUCCCUCUGAAUAAUUCCUCAAUCUUUCUUUGAGAAGUCUCUAAACAGAUUCGGAUUUUCAAAAAUUUUAGGUGAUGUGUCUAAAUUCACGAUUGGUUCAAGUGAUUGUUAUCUGAAAAUAUAGGAAAAGGCAAAGCAACGUUAUAAAAGGUUAUGUAAGGGAGCUAACAAAAGUAUCUGAUUGGUUCUUCUCAUAUUGAACUUAUAGACCACCCACAAGUUAUAUGUAUGAAAAAAUAUAUGAAUCCAAAGAUUUGCAAGAAAUCCAUCAACCACGUCAAUCACCUCCUCCGCCUGAAAUCGAUUGGACUUUGUGGCUCAGCUGGUACCAGUGGAGAUCAUUUAAUUAGGAAGAUUGUAGGGGAAACUGCACACAACACAUCCUAUAAGUGAGUGGGGAUAUUCGCCCAUAAACACCCCAGAAGAUCUGGGAGGUUUUCCGAGCGCCGCUGGUUCGUGGCGCAGGAUAAGAGACGGCGAAAUAAAACAUGGCUUGAACACCUGAGCACCAACGAGCUCAGAUGUUCUCCGUGAGGAAAGUCAUUUCGCGUUUAAUGGCCUCAUUUGCUGUUGGAUUGGGAGUGGUUUUGUUAGUGUUAAGCUGGAAGGAUGAACAGGUCUGGAGAUAGGGAAAGAUGUUGGGAAGGCGAGAGCAUUAGCUGUUAAAGAUGCAUUUAAUUUAGCUUUGUUAGGUCUAGUUGCAUUUAGAAUUGGUGGCCAUUUGACUAAGUUGUCAAACUUUUGAUUGUGAACCUCGGAAGGAAUCUGUUGAGUGUGGGUGAACGAAUGAGAUAUGAUUAAGGAGAGUGAUUCGUCAGAUCGCGGUUAUUGAAUUUAAAAAGUGUUAGCUGAAGGAUGCCUGGUGUUGAUGACCGAUAACGAUUGCCAAAAGGCCUUGAAUAAGAUGUCGCUUUGACAGAAUUGGAAUGUAUCGAGUGUGGGUGAUGUGCGAGAGUGGGUAUGAGUAAGAAAGAAAGAAAUAUGCACUUUUAAUGGAAAAUAUUGUACUUUUCAAUUAUCUUACCAAGACGGUUAUUUAUAUUGGCAAAGCCAAAAGUUCAAAGUUUAAAAAUAUCGACUUCGUCGAAAUAUUGAGUGUGUCAGAUGUGAUGUAAAUUAUUUGUAAUUUUCCUUAAUAAAAAAUACAAAAAAUAAA